GAAAAGUCAGAUUUUCCGCGGAUGCUCAGUCUUGCCUGGGCUCUCGACGGAAACGAAGUCAUCAGAAGUGAGAGUGGAAAGGUGUGAAGAAGCUCUUCUAUAAGGAUCUUGUUAAGGGCUGCAGAAUGUGGGCGGCGAAAUAUGUUUUAUGUGCGCUGACAUGCGUUGCAUUUGCUACAGCUUCUCCAAGCUCAGAGCGCAGGAGGAAAAAUAUAAUGGAUGUUAUCGAGGAUGCAGAUGUGCCCCCCUCCUUGGCAAACACUUUGGAUAUGAGUUGCUCGGCGGCACAGAUCCAUCCGCCGGUAAUAAGUCAUGGCACGGUGGUCAAUUUCGAUCGCCGUCGGAAGGGCAAAAGGGUUUUCCUGGUGGCCUUUUUCGCUUGUAGCGAGAACUUUGUGUUUGAAAACAAGAGCACCAUGUACUGUUCAAACGAAACUUGGGUGGGUGAAAUCCCAACCUGCAUUCGUUCGGUUGAUUACACUGAAGGCGAGAUCGAAGAGUUCGAUGACGAGGAGGAACUCGACGAGUACGAGACGGUUCCCGAGAAUGAAGCCGAAAGUGACUAUGAUGAGGAUAGGGAGCCUCUGAAUAAUGAACAAGAACCACCACCGCCACCACCUCCGCCGGUGAAGGAGGAAGUCGCACCGCCAACUGAGUCAGAAUCAAAGCCCGAACCAGAAAUCGUUAUUCAUAUUAAUGACGAUGGAGUGAUUCAAACUUCAGAAGAAGAGAUUCCAGCUCCAGAAGGAGAGACAAAAGCUCAAGAACAACCCGAAAACACAACCGAUCUCAACAAUCCGGAAAUUGAGGUCCUAACCGAAACAUUUACCCCUAAUAACACAUCGGUGGAGCUAACAAAGGAUCCUUACGAGCCAACCUUAGUAGACAAUAAUUGUGGAGAGGACAAUGGCGGUUGUGAGCAUAUUUGCAAUCGAUGGCUAAAUCCAGAUGAAAACGAACCCGUACAAAAGUGCGACUGUCGAAAGGGUUUCACCCUGAAUCCUGAGGAUUACAAGAGCUGUCUGGAUAUCGACGAGUGCCAGGAGUCGAAUGGCGGUUGCUCGGAAAUUUGCGAAAAUCUUCCCGGAGAGUAUAGAUGCACUUGCCAAGUUGAUUUUUAUAUAGAUCCGACGGACGGAAAAACUUGUGUGUCUGAGACAACCGAUGUUGCGGCGGAAGUUACUGAAGUCACCACACCCAAAACAUCUUGCAAUCCGGGUUUCCAACUCUCGGCCGAUGGCACCGAAUGUGAGGAUAUUAACGAGUGCGCAGUGCAGAACGCGGAGGACCUGAAGGACAACUGCCAUCAAAUAUGUGAGAACGUCAUCGGAUCCUUCCGUUGCCGUUGCUUAGAGGGCUUUCAUUUGCUUGCGGAUGCGCGAACUUGUGCCUUGGAUACCUGUGAGGAUCUGAAGAAUCCGGAAUUGAAUCGCACUCGCUGUGCUCACGAAUGCGAGGAUCUUCCCAACGGAAACUACCAAUGCAAGUGUCCCAAGGGCUACGAACUGGAUAAGGAUUUGCAUUCGUGUGUGGUCAAGGAAUCACCUUGCUCCAGCCAGAACGGAACCGAGCAAUGCUUGCCGGGAACCUGUUUCCCCAGCGAGGACAACACCAGCUUCAGUUGUAUCUGUCCCACGGGCUAUCGCAUCGUGGCCUCCGGUUGCCAGGACAUCGACGAGUGUGCCGAUGAUACGCAUCUGUGCAGUCACAGCUGCCAGAACACCCAGGGUGGCUACCAGUGUAUCUGUCCCGAGGGACUCAACCUGGUCGAGGACUACACCUGCGUGGCCGAGGAUCGCUGCGAGGUGAACAACAACGGCUGCGAGCAGAUCUGCCUGACUGCCCGCGGAGGUGCCUGCUCCUGUCGCGAAGGAUUCCGCCUGAGUCCGGAUGGCAAGAGCUGCGAGGAUGUGGACGAGUGCCAGGCGAACAACGGCGGCUGCCAGCAGCUGUGCCGCAAUCUGCCAGGUUCGUAUGGUUGCCUCUGCGCCGCCGGCUAUGAGCUCCUCAAGCUGGACGGCCUGCGCGGCUAUUGCUUCGACAUCGACGAGUGCUCGCGGGGAGUUCACGAUUGCAGCGAGCAAAUGCUUUGCGAGAACCUCAACGGUUCCUACACCUGCCUCUGUCCACCUGGCUAUGCCCUGGGCUUGGACAAGCGCAUCACCAACACCACCAUCACAUCACCAAACAACACCUCAUUAACGCAUGAUUCAAUCCCAUUCGAACAUCCAUCACCACCCGCUUGCUUGGACAUCGAUGAGUGCUCCCUGGCCAACGGGAACUGCUCGCACUUCUGCCAAAACGAGCCGGGUGGCUUCCAGUGCGCCUGUCCCUUGGGCUAUGCCCUUUCGGAGGACAUGCGCACCUGCCAGGACAUCGACGAGUGCAUCGAUGGCAAUGGCCAGUGCUCGCAUCUCUGCUUGAAUCAACCGGGGGGCUUCGCCUGCGCCUGCGAGUCGGGCUUCCAGCUAACCGCCGAUGGCUUCGGCUGCUCCGACAUCGACGAGUGCUCGCAGAACUACGGCAACUGUAGCGACAUUUGCAUCAAUCUUCUAGGUGGCCAUGCCUGUGCCUGCGAACGGGGUUACGAGUUGGCCGCGGACAGGAAGACCUGCCAGGAUGUGGACGAGUGCGCGGGCCUGCUCUCCGGCGGUUGCACCCACGAGUGCAUCAACAAGGUCGGAUCCUUCGAGUGCGGCUGUCCCGUGGGCUACGUCCUCAACGAAGACAGUCGCAGUUGCAGUCCCGCUCUGGUGGGAUGUCCUCCCGGCACCGAGCGAUCUUCCGAGGGCUGUUUGCCCAUUAAAUGUGACGCGGGUUUUGUCCUGGGAUCUGGCAAGGAGUGUGUGGACGUCGACGAGUGCCAGGAGAAGAACGGCGGCUGCUCGCAUCGCUGUUCGAACAGCGAGGGUUCCUUCAAGUGCAGCUGUCCACCGGGCUACAGAUUGGAUAGCGACCGCAAGACUUGCAGGGAUAUCGAUGAGUGUGCGGAGGACAAGACGAGUUGUGUCUCCGGAAAGUGUGUAAACGAGAUCGGAGGUUUCCGCUGCGAGUUCGCUUCCUUUUCUGACUUGCCGGAUGUUCCAAUAGUUUCAACAUUGCCCAAGCCGGAGUCCAAGGAUCCCAAGUACCCUGACUUUACCGAACUGUCAAAUGAAAUACCAGUUGCGAAGUUUCCAGAUUUCGCUGAAUUACCCAAGCGAAAGUUCCCCUCAUUACCAGAGUGGCCAACGCGAGCCACUCCAAGGUUGCCAUCCUUGGAUGACUUGCCCACAACGAAAGCCACUGUCUCGAAGCCUUCUGAAAAGCCAAGGACUCCUUGGGUUAAUCCGUUCCAGCCCAGGGAUCUCUGUCCUCGAUUCCAGGCACCGCGCAAUGGCAAAUCCCACUGCAAUAGGUAUCGCCAUAAGCAGAAGCAUUUCUACAACAGUCGCUGCCGGAUCACCUGCAAUCCGGGAUAUGUUCUAGACGGUCCGGAAAUCAAGAGUUGUGGUGAAUCUGGAGUUUGGGAGGGCCCCGAAUCCAAGUGUGUGGCUCUUAAACAGCCUCGUGUUCAGCAGCGAGGAAUUUGUCCUGCUCUGCAGCCCGCUCGCAAUGGAGUCAUAACACCGGCCAGCUGCACUCAAGGUCCCUCCAGAUUCGGAGACAUCUGCUCAUUAAGUUGCAAUCCUGGAUUCAGACCCACCGGACCCCUGCUGACCUCCUGCAUGGUUUUGCAGGGCUGGUCCUUUGGUGGCAACCUCAACUGCCAGCCCUUUGAUAAUGGUUUGUUUGGCAAUCGCAUCAACUGGCCCCAAUGGAAUACUCUGCCGAAAGUGACACCCCUUCAAACAGAGCAAGUUCAAGGGGUCCGGCCGUACAUAAAGUGUCCGACGAAUGUGGUAAUCUCCCUGCAUCGCGGAGAACGAAAGGUUCAUGUCACUCUGCAGAAACCCGAAACGAAUGUGAAGAACGGUCGCUUGGUUGCCCAUCCCACUUGGGCGGGUCAGCUUCAAGGUCAUCUGCCAGCUGGAGUUCAUAAGGUCGACUUCAGAGUCACCGAUCCGGAGAGCAGGCAAACAAUUGGUUGUCACACAAUCAUCACUGUUAGAGCGCCAACAACUCUGGAAGCGGAUCUCCUCAGCUUCUCCCCAAGAUCAUCUCUACCCAGGCCAGCCCCAUUCGCCACCUUGGCCACGAGUAGUUCAUCUGCCUUCCCCUCAUUUGAAUCUUUAAAGGAAAGCCCCAAGCCGGUGGUUGCCUUUCCCACAUUUUCCACCCAAAGUGCAACUCGAAAGACAGAAUUUCCAAGCUUCAGUGCCACAAACCCUAAGUCCUUGUCCUACUCCAGGUUGGAGCCCCUUUCCCUGGACUCUGCUCCCCAGCCACAACCGUUUCCCACAUUCUCCACUCACAGUUCGCUCCGUGUGCCGGAAUUCAAAAUUUCCUCAAAUCUUGACUCAUCACCUUAUUCCAAGUUGGAGUCCCUUUCGCAAAAAUCCGACAAUCUGAUUAGUCAGUCUCCUUUGCGUAGCGAAAGCACACGAGUUGAUUUGGGAACGGACACUGCAAACUACUGUCCUCCUUCCAUCGAAGUCCAUUUGAAGGAGCACCAGAGCAUGCGAUCGGUGGCUUGGAAAGAGCCGACAUUCGAGGGCAAAAAACUGACGAUCUUUAAGUCGCAUUUUCCUGGUGCUUUAUUCAAAGUGGGAGAUCAUACAAUCAAAUAUGAGGCUACCACCACCGAUGGAAGAACUCUAAGAUGCAUUUUCUUUAUUCAUGUCAGAUCUGCCAAGCCAACUCCUGCACCUGCUCAGCCGGAAAUUACUUUUGAUUCUGAGCCCGAAUCUAUUUCGGCUCCCGCCCAACUUCGACUUUUGAAUGAACCCGGGACAUAUGUUGUCUGUCCCGAUAAGGAGCCCGUCCGGGUCACUGCGGAGCAAUCUGUCGAUCUGCCAGUUGGCUGCACUCUGAAGAAUGUGAGCCCGCAAUUAAAUCGCCAAAGAAACCUAAAACGUGGCACACUCACUUCACUUUGGCGUCCUUUUACCAAUUUUUAAUGAGUGUAACUAUUGGGUUAACUAAAAACAACUAUUUACUACGUGGUGUGAACUAAUGGAUGUGCAAUUAAUAACCAUAUUUUUGUACGACUUUUGUAUGCUUAAUUAAAAUAAAUAUUU
Molecule: messenger RNA, 5159 nt
Organism: Drosophila ficusphila
Lineage: Eukaryota; Metazoa; Arthropoda; Insecta; Diptera; Drosophilidae
Exons: 9
Coding region: 126-5039 (1637 amino acids)
Molecular function (GO): calcium ion binding
Source: RefSeq, a predicted model, not a curated record